AUGUGGCUCAGGUGUGGCAGCAGCUACUUUCCUUGUGGGAGUCCCGGUGAAGUCACUGCCGGCCGCCAGUUACCGUCCAGGCACGUGAGGGAGAGGUUGUGCAGCAGAUUUGUCCGUAUAAUUCCGAGCACCACAGGCGAGAUGUCUCCAGUUUCCCGAGGCUCACAGGGACUCCUCCUCCUGCUGAGCACUUUGGUCCUUCUUCAGGCAGGGCAGAGAGGCGCCGAGGCCGCCAGCGUCCCCCCCGCGGACGCCGACCCCUCGCCCAGCGCGCCCAAGCCCAAGACGCAGAAUGACAUCGAGGAAUUCGUGAAGAAGCUGGAGUAUGAAGCCCAGGGCGGGACAGACAACUCCCUGGACGGUUUCGUGGACGUCGUGGACUUCAGCCUGCUCUCCGACGUCGUGGCCGACGACGUCCAGGCCGGCCUCGACGAGGAGUUCGCCGUCGUCGACAGCGAGCUCGGGGAGAAGGCGACCGUGCCCGCGAAUAAGACAUCUGACCCCUCGAGGAGCCGCCAGCUGUCCCUGAUCUACCAGGGCGUCUACGCCCCGGACGCCCGCUUCAACGCCUUCGCGGACGGCGUGAUGGUCAACAUGGUGGCGGAGAUGAAGCGGAAGCGGAUGGACCCCCUCUACUUCCGCGUCUACGACCGCGGCGUUGUGGAGCAUGUUUCAACGCAAUCGACACGAGGAGGACGUCGAGACGAACCUUCAGCCGUGUCUUCCUCCUUCGCUGACGCCUCGAGUGACACCUCUCAAAGUAGCAGACGAAGCAACAGCAGGAGAGGCAGCAGGCAGAGCGGGAAUGCCAUUGGCGGGGGCGUCAUCAGGGGCCUCACCAACGUCAGGCGCUUCGGCAACGCAGAGGUCCAGGUCGCCGGAAAUACCACGCUGGUCCGCGGCCACUGGCUAACGGGGCCCCUUGACCUGAUCAUUGACUAUCGAGGCAGUCCGGGCAUCACCAGGGUCCGGACCGGGAUCCAGGCUGUCCAGUUCGAUACGCUGACCACUGUUGACCGCUAUGGGGCCGAAAUGGCCGAGUAUCAGCUCAUCAGUCCGCUGUUCGACUUCAUGCCAUACUACGGCAACCGCACUCUGGCGCAGCAGCGCACCACAGAGCUGGUCGUGCGACAUCUCUUCUCGAAUGCCUCCUUCAUGAGCCUGCUUUUGCGCGACGCCUUCGAGAUCGCCUCCUAUGACAAGAUCAUUCCGCAGUUUGGCACGGAGGCCAACUACUACACCGUCCUCAAGUACCUUUUCAACAACGGUCCCGGAGCUUCAAGCAGAUCGCCCCCUGCUGCUCGUGGCGUCUCCCUCCCCGGGGUGCCUUCAGCCAUUGCCGAGUACCUGGCCGGGGUCGCGCGCCAGGCCAAGAGCACUCUGGAAACCUUAGGCUAAGGCCACCACUGUUAAUGCGGCUGAACGAGAGAGACCUUUUUGCUGCAGUUCAUCGGCAGCGCAGAUAUGCCUCUCCUUUAGGAUGUGUUGAGUUUUGUUGGAUGUAAUGUGAAAUACCUGACUUGCUGAUUUGUAACUCAGAACUUAGGUUUGGCGCACUAAUACCAAAAUAAAUGUGUGCUCAAUUUUCUUUACACAAUUCAUCUACGCUCUCAGGCCACUUGUUGAAUUCCACUUUCCCGGUAAUAAUAUUGCUCUUUCGUGUAGAGAACCGCCCUGUGAUAUGCUUACGAUAGUGAGAGGAAACUGAUAUCGUAUUUUCAGGCCUACUGGACUUGGGAUAAUUACAGUUAUCGCUAAAUGUCUUUCUCAGUCUGCUCUUCAUAUUAGGCUUCCGGAUGAAUUAAUCCUUUUUCACAUUAUUACAAAGUAACUAACCAAAUAAUUAUAUUUAACUUUUUUUGGAAAAUUAGUUCUGCUGGUUCGGAACGAUUCCAAACAUUAAUAUAUUUAUAUGAUUAUAAUCCUUAUUCCUAAUUUUUGUGUUUGUCUGUCUUUCCCAUGGUGGUUGGCUGGUCCAGCACAUUGCCAGAUAAUAAAAUUAGAUUUUAAAUAUA
Molecule: messenger RNA, 2015 nt
Organism: Penaeus indicus
Lineage: Eukaryota; Metazoa; Arthropoda; Malacostraca; Decapoda; Penaeidae
Exons: 9
Coding region: 1-1398 (465 amino acids)
Source: RefSeq, a predicted model, not a curated record